This is a messenger RNA of Phyllotreta striolata, 1248 nucleotides long. The record is from the annotation of a GenBank genome assembly. NCBI's taxonomy places the organism in Eukaryota, Metazoa, Arthropoda, Insecta, Coleoptera, Chrysomelidae.
AUGAAAGUAAAUUGGAAAAAUCUACAACUUCUCUUCGCACUCACUGUGAUAUACUCAAAUUACGUUUACAGCCAAAGAAAUGAACUGAAACUAUUUCAAGAUAUUAUUAGAGAAACAUCCAAGGGCCGGAUCGGCGAUUUCGUCGUAAACUACCCUCACAGAAAAGCGAACAUCAGACGCCAGCCGAUUUUCUCCCCGAACGUGCCAUUUCCUUGCGCCAACGCCACCAAGCCGGGCGUCGGCCGAUCCUCGACCGCGCCAUCCAGCGUCCACCGGCUCAGACCCGGAGACAUCGACGUGGUGGCGGCCAUGGGGGACUCCCUGGUGGCCGGUAACGGCGCGAUGGAGGAGUACGCCAUAGGCACCAUCAUCGAACACCGGGGGGUGUCUUGGUGCGCAGGUGGCCUGGGCACCUGGAGGGAGUACUUAACCGUGCCCAACGUCCUGAAGGAGUUCAACCCGGGCCUGAAGGGCUUCUCCACCGGCACCGGGGAGUUUCUCUCGUCGAAGGCCAACUUGAACGUGGCGUUUCCGGUGGCCGCCGACGCCGACGCGCUGCGCCAGGCGAAGAUCCUCGUCGCCAGGAUGCGCAAGGACCCGCGCAUCGACUUCGAGGGGGAUUGGAAAAUGGUGACGGUGUUCUUCGGCGCCAACGACUUGUGCUCGGCGCAGUGCUACAAUAAGGCCGCCUCGUCGGCGGCUAGUCACUCGUCGAAGUUGGGGAGAGCGUUGGAUUACCUGCAGGCUCGGUUGCCGAGGACCUUCGUUAAUUUAAUACCGGUUUUAGAUGUUUCUGUUAGUCUCAGGAUAAAAAGGACUGUGACUUGUAGGUUGCUUCAUAGAUUGUUUUGCGAAUGUUUCCACAAAGGGGGAGAUGAAAUGAACGUAAUAACUAGUUUGACUAAAGCUUAUCAAAGAGCUGAAGAAGAACUGAUCCUCAGUGGAAGGUACGAUAAAAAGGAGGAUUUCACUGUGGUUCUGCAGCCGUUUAUGAAAUCCUUCAACGCUCCGGAUGAUCCAGAGCAUCGAUUCGAUGAAGUUAUCGAUAUAUCGUACAUAACGCACGAUUGUUUCCACUUCUCGCAAAAAGGACACGCUUUAGCCGCUAAUAUGUUGUGGAACAAUCUGCUCGAACCGGUUGGAGAAAAAAGCACAAGAAAAUUGGGCAAAGUAAUGGAAACCUUCAAUUGCCCGAGUGAAGACAAACCUUAUUUAUUUACCAACAAAAAUUCGAAACGAAAGAAAUAA